AUGUCUGAAAAGGCAAUGUCCCGUUCUUCGACAACCCAGGUUGAUUGCGAGAAAGAUAGCAGCAGUAACUCUGUCAGUGGCAAGUCGAAUCUCCUCCUGAACUCCAAGCUAGAGCGUAUCGUAUGGAGGAAGUUGGACCUAUGUGUCCUUCCUAUCAUUGCUAUGUUCUAUUUCCUGUCAUUCUUGGACCGCACAAAUCUGGGAAACGCCCGAGUUGCGGGCCUUCAAAGGGAUCUCAAGAUGAAUAACCACCAGUACAGUGUUGCGCUCACUGUCACAUACGUGCCUUACAUCGUGGCUGAGCUGCCUUCGAAUUUACUUCUCAAGGUCGUGGGCCCGAACUUGAUGCUUCCUGCCAUGCUGACGGUUUGGGGGAUCAUAACCACCCUCCAAGGGGUGGUCCAUAACUAUGCUGGACUUCUUGCAUGUCGAUUCUUCUUAGGCCUUUUUGAAGGCGGCGUAUUCCCGGGGUUGGUCCUCUAUUUAUCACUGUUCUACCCUCGACAACGACUCCAAAGUCGUGUCUCUGCUUUCUUUUCCGCUGCCUCUAUUUCUGGAGCCUUCUCGGGUUUGCUUGCCUUCGGUAUCAUCAACAUGGAUGGCGUCGGUAAUAGACCCGGGUGGGCCUGGAUCUUUAUCUUGGAGGGUCUAUUCACAGUGGUCUUCGGCGUCUUUUCGUUCUUCUUCAUGCCUCGAUCGCCUGAGCAUGCACGUUUCUUUAACGAGGAAGAGAAGGCAUACGUGAUGGAGAAGCUACGAGAAGAUAACUCCAUAGGCAACGAUCAAUCCGACUCCUUCAGCUGGAUUGAGGUUGGGAGGGCAUUCAUGUUACCACAAGUCUGGCUCCUUGCAAUCACAUUUUUCUUUGCUGGGUGUAUAUUGUAUUCGCUGGCAUACUUCGCUCCAUCUAUAGUUCAGGGGUUGGGCUAUACCGCCACUCGUGCACAACUGAUGAGUGUUCCCCCGUUCGCCGCCGCUUUCGUCACCUCCGGUAUCAUCGCCUAUAUAUCUGACCGGUAUCAUUGCCGCGGAUUCACGAUCAUCUUUUGUUCAUUACUCUGUGUAAUUGGGUUUGCCAUGUACUUGGGCUCUACCUCAUCGUCAGUACAAUAUGGUAGCCUCUUCCUAUCCAUCACCGGAACAUAUUGUUCUGCUCCAGCAUUAUCUACGUGGAGUGCGAAUAACGCUGCCCCGCAUGUUAGACGAGCUACAGCCAUUGCCAUAGGCUUUAUCAUGACCAACUCAGGCGGCAUCCUCGCUACUUGGCUAUUAGGCUCGUUAUCCCCUCCGCCAAGAUACACAAAAGCUACGAUCACCUUAUUGGUUUUCUCUGUCCUGAUGGUCGUCUUCUCAGCCUUCAACCUCAUGUACUUGUGGCGGCAAAACCAAACGAAGGCUCGUUUCAGAGCAUCAAACACUCAAAGCGAGGAGCCUGAGGGCUUAGGAGAUAGGAGUGCUUGGUUUGUAUAUAAUCUUUAA
Pleurotus ostreatus (oyster mushroom) is the source of this 1479-nucleotide messenger RNA. RefSeq lists its product as uncharacterized. Gene Ontology annotation, biological process: transmembrane transport. Lineage: Eukaryota; Fungi; Basidiomycota; Agaricomycetes; Agaricales; Pleurotaceae. Gene Ontology annotation, cellular component: membrane. Bases 1 to 1479 code for a protein of 492 amino acids. The transcript has 11 exons. Gene Ontology annotation, molecular function: transmembrane transporter activity. The record is from RefSeq and is a predicted model, not a curated record.